Heteronotia binoei (common prickly gecko) is the source of this 1513-nucleotide messenger RNA. Its product is annotated as C-signal-like. Bases 181 to 948 code for a protein of 255 amino acids. The transcript has 6 exons. Lineage: Eukaryota; Metazoa; Chordata; Lepidosauria; Squamata; Gekkonidae. The record is from RefSeq and is a predicted model, not a curated record.
UCGUUGGGCUAGCCCAGCUCUCCAGUGUGCAAGGUGCUGGUGUAAGAACCAGAGGAGGCAAAGCUGCAAACAGGUGUAUUUAAAAGGGCACACCCUUCUGAUUGAGCGUCACUGAUUCAUAUUUACCCAGUCAGGGCUCAAAGUCCAGUUAAUCUGGGAGAGAGAGAGCACCGUGAAAGGAUGGCUCCGCUGGCUGACAGCGUCCUGCUGACAGGAUCCAGCCGGGGAAUUGGGCUAGAAAUGGUGCGGCAGCUUUUGGAGAUGACAGAUCCUCCGAAGCACAUCUUUGCAACUUGCCGGAAUCCUGCUGGACCCCAAGGAAAGGCCCUGCGUGAUCUGGCUGAUAAACACUCCAGGAUUCAUGUGGUUCAGUUAGAGGUGGAAGACCAGACCAGUGUGAAGGCUUCUGUGGCGGUGGUGGAGUCCCUUCUAAAUGGCAGAGGCCUGAAUGUUCUCAUCAACAAUGCUGGAGUAAACUCUUAUGGCUCCUUAGAAACUGUGCAACCGGAAGAAAUGCUAUCCGUGUUCAACACCAAUGUCGUAGGGCCCAUUCUUGUGGUUAAGGAAUGCCUGCCAUUACUGAAGAAGGCAGCCAGAGAGACAGCAGCAGAGGGAAUGAGCUGCCAGAAGGCAGCCAUCAUCAAUAUAACUUCCAAACUGGGCUCCAUUGAAAGGGGCUUUGAGGUUAUGUUGGAUCCUAUGUUGGCAUACCGUGCAAGCAAGGCUGCAUUGAAUAUGAUUACUGUAUGCAUGGCAAAGGAACUGAAAGGAGACGGGAUCUUGUGCACUACCAUCCAUCCUGGCUGGGUGAAAACAGACAUGGGAACAGAAAAGGCACCUUUGGCUGUAGAGUGCAGUGUUCAAGGCAUCCUCCAAGUCCUUGCUAAUGUAUCCUCAUCAGAAACAGGAGCUUUUCUGGAUUGGGAAGGGAAGAGGCUCCCAUGGUGAGGGGAUUCUGGUCAGAAAUCCAGGGCUGACCUCAACUCCUCCAGCCCUCAGUAGCCCCUGCAGACAGAAGACUCCAGAGAACAUGAUUUUGUUCCUCAAACACUUGGGAAAAAAUACAAACCAACAAAUUUAUACUAGGAUGGAACUAAAAAAGUGGUAUGAUUGGAUCAAAGUCUUUGCUGAAGUGAAUCAUAACUUUUGGUAUAGGUUUGAUUUUUGUUCUUGCCUGAAAGGACUCCCAAGUGACUUCCUUCCUGACUGUCUGAACCUCUGGAAAUACAAUUUCUGAUAAAGUUAUGAGACUUAUUUUUAACAGCCAUGAUAUUGUUCUGUAAUUUGCUAGGUAUGCUUUUUAUGAAUCUGUUGCUAGAUGUGGGCCAUUUGUGGUUUUACAAAGAGCUUUGAGUUCAUAUUUCAUCAUGCUGUUAUGCUUGUAGCUCACAGCCUUUUGGACAGUUGGAUUGUGUGUUUUUUCAGAAUCUGGAAUUUAUGUAUUGCAACGUACAGUACUAUCACACAUGAAGACCUUUUGUUUUGUUGUAUGAUAAAAGUUUAAAGCCCUCAA